AUCUCCAUUCGCCGUGGAUGAAAGCCGACUGGUGAGCAGUUGCCAGUUGUGGCCCGCCACCCACCGGAGACACACUUCGUCAGCUACAUCAGUCGUCACGAGAGGUGGCAGAUACGAAGGGGUGCCGCAGGUAAUGGGAUAGGCCUGGAGGCCUGGAGGGAGAAAGGGAAGACGUGCCAGUCGGUGAAGAGAUGUGGUCGGCGGUGGUUCUCCUGCUCGCUGCAGGCGCAAUCGCCCAGGAAGGACGUCAGUCCAAGUCCAGGAGGCAGUUCUCGCCCAAUCAGAACAAAGAGAGGAAGCCCAACAUCGUCCUCAUAAUGACCGACGACCAGGACGUAGAGCUCGGUUCGCUCACGUUCAUGCCGAAGACGUUGAAGCUGCUGAGAGACGGCGGGGCCGAGUUCCGGCACGCCUACACCACGACGCCCAUGUGCUGCCCGUCGCGGAGUUCCAUGCUCACCGGCAUGUACAUGCACAACCACGAGGUGUACACCAACAACGGCAACUGCUCCAGUGCCCAGUGGCAAGCGACCCACGAAAUGCGAUCAUUCGCUACUUACCUCAGCAACGCCGGCUACAGAACAGGUUAUUUUGGAAAGUAUUUAAACAAGUACAACGGGAGUUACAUCCCGCCUGGAUGGAGGGAGUGGAGCGGUCUCAUAAUGAAUUCCCGCUACUAUAACUACUCUGUCAACGUGAACGGGAGGAAGAUAAAACACGGCGACGACUACCACAAGGACUAUUACCCGGACUUGAUUGCGAACGAAUCGGUGGCGUUUCUGAGGCAAUCGAAGCGGUACUUCGGCAAGAAACCGGUGAUGUUGGUACUCGGCUUUCCAGCACCGCACGGCCCCGAGGACUCAGCACCGCAGUACGCAGACCUCUUCUUCAACGUCACCACGCACCACACACCGUCCUACGAUUAUGCGCCCAACCCUGAUAAACAGUGGAUUCUCCAGGUGACGGGUCAGAUGCAGCCGAUUCACAGACAGUUUACCAACCUACUUAUGACGAAGAGGCUUCAAACUCUACAGAGUGUAGAUGAUGCGGUAGAUAAGGUCUACCAGGAGCUUAAGACACUUGGAGAACUGGAUAACACUUACAUUAUAUACACGUCCGAUCAUGGUUACCAUCUGGGACAAUUCGGUCUAGUCAAGGGCAAGUCGUUCCCUUUUGAAUUUGACGUUCGAGUACCUUUCCUAGUCAGAGGGCCUGGGAUCGAGCCUGGAACAAUUAUAGAUGAGUUAGUGCUGAACAUCGACUUGGCACCGACAUUCCUUGACAUCGCCGGCGUGGACACCCCACCGCACAUGGACGGCCGGUCUUUCCUGAAACUCUUGAACCGUAGGCAUAAACCGAGGAUGAGAUAUCCAACAAAAUGGCCUGAUACUUUUCUUAUUGAAAGUAGUGGGAGGAGAGAUACCAUAGAUUCUAUGCUCGCUGAGGCAAAAUUGAGAGAAUCGAUUGCGAAAAUUGAAAAGGACUUGAACCAAACUUUGCUACAAAAUUCUGAUCAUAAAAACAACUCCACUUCUGAAGGUAACGAGACAAAAAAAGAUUUUAUUGAAGAGAAUGUUUCUAUCAAACUCCCUUCUGGAGUUCCAGAUGUCAAUGGUGAUGGACAACUUGAUAACAUAUUACCCGUUCUGAGCAUUAGCAAGAUGGAACGAUUGGCAAUCGAGUGCCAACGGGCUGAACUUCAGGCGCCAUGCCGACCCGGACAGAAGUGGUAUUGCUUAUCUGAAGGAAACAGGUGGAGAAAACACAAAUGCAAGAUGCGAGUGAAUCACUACUUGCCGACAAGAGGAAAAAAAUGCGCAUGUUUCACACCUAUGGGUACUCUUUACACGAGGGUGGAACUCGAUGACUCUAGAUUUCAAAAGCCUCACAUAAGAGAUGCGAGGCCAAAGUAUUUUAAAACGAGAACAAGAAAAAGAUCGGUUAGUUCUACUGAAUACAAAGAAUCAGAUAAACCAAGAAUGGAUUUUAGAUUUGAAGUGAACACAAAAGACCACAAGUUGACCUUAGUUAAAACGGAUGGCAAAAAGGAAGCAGUGGAAGACGAUUCUAUGGACGUCCUGUCUGACAUCUUCAUGGAAAAGGAUAUCGAUAAAGUGAUAACAAGCGUGAUGGAAAAAAUCAGCGUCCCAUCAACAAACAGGAUGAAAAGGUCGACUUCAGAAGCUAUCGAUUCACAAGUGACAUCCAUAAUGGGAGUUCUAGAAGAUAAAAUUCACAUUUUAAAAGAAACGGGUGAAAAUACAAUGAAAAUGACGAAUGAAGGAAACUGCACCGUUAGUCCAGAAGGGGAAAUAUCAUGCAGCGAUGCAAUUUACCAAGAUCCAAAAGCGUGGAAGGCGAGCAGAGAUCAUUUGGAAGAGCAGAUUAAAUUACUCAAGUUACAACUGGAUAAAUUAAAGGGAAUAAGAAAACAUCUGAGGGAAAAGAGACCUCACCAAGCGCCCUAUGAUCACAGUUUAGAAGAGGAUGAAGACAAUAUGACUAAAGAGAAAAAUGAAAAUAACACUGGAAUGGCAGAAGUCAACCCUCCUUCAAUCCAAGUGACAGUUGCGCCUGAUUCUGGCCAGAAACCAAAAAACAAACACCGCCACCAUCACACAUUGCAUCCAUUCACUGAAAAUCCAAUUUUGUACGUCCCUGGAAAUUCUCGAGAUCAAGAGGAUAAUUUUUUUAAACCGAAUAACAAAGGGUUUUCGAGGAAUGACGAUUUCGAUUUUGGAAUGCGUACGAAUGGAAUGUCGAAACCGAAGCAUCCGUUAAUCUAUGUUCCUGAUACAUGCUACUGCGAGCCUGAGUUGCCUCCGUACAAAGCCGAAAAGGACGCAGCGAGGGAAGACAGAAGGAGGAUCAAAGAAGAAAGGUUAAGGAAAAAAGAAAGGAAAAUGAGGAGAAAAGCGAAACUCGAGAGUGAAUGCUUGUCUGAGAAAAUGAACUGCUUCAACCACGACAACGAACAUUGGAAAACUCCUCCAUUUUGGACUGAGGGGCCAUUUUGUUUCUGCAUGAAUGCGAAUAAUAAUACUUAUUCAUGCUUAAGAACAAUAAAUGCUACACACAAUUUCUUAUAUUGUGAAUUUGUCACUGGGUUAAUAACCUAUUACAACUUAAGAAUCGAUCCAUUUGAACAAUGGAACCGUGUAAAUAACCUGACUCCAGAAGAGAGAUCCUACCUCCAUGACCAGCUUCAGCACAUGAAGAGCUGUCGUGGCACAAGAGAUUGUACAGUCGGCUCUGCCCAGCCGUCGAACAUUCCCUCCAUGCUGCCAAAACCGACAAAAAGGAGAAAGUACUCCACUUUAGGACUAGUUCCCAGCUUUUACCCACACAGCUUCUCACGUCUAGUCAAGCAAUCACAGCGAAAUGUAUUCAGAAACAAAUCUAUGAAUAGGGAGUGGAGAAGGAGGCACGGCGGCCCUCAGUGGAAAAACAAACGACGAAACAAUCUUUUACAGCAGACACACAAAACAACUUUAACACAGUUGGCUGAGUGAUUCAGCUUUUAGGACCUCACCGAUACAUUUUUUUUUCUAAAAUGAAACACACCUGGGGUAAAAAAAAAAUCCAAUACAAAAUUAGGCGCUUUUAGUAUGAAUUUUUAAAAUAAAACUUGCUUUGUUUCAUAUAAAUAGGCAUGGUCUUCAAA
Messenger RNA from Cimex lectularius (bed bug), 3664 nucleotides. RefSeq names its product extracellular sulfatase SULF-1 homolog (gene Sulf1). Lineage: Eukaryota; Metazoa; Arthropoda; Insecta; Hemiptera; Cimicidae. The record is from RefSeq and is a predicted model, not a curated record. The transcript is spliced from 21 exons. Gene Ontology annotation, molecular function: glycosaminoglycan binding; N-acetylglucosamine-6-sulfatase activity. The coding region runs from base 192 to 3512 and encodes 1106 amino acids.